Molecule: messenger RNA, 6602 nt
Organism: Condylura cristata (star-nosed mole)
Lineage: Eukaryota; Metazoa; Chordata; Mammalia; Eulipotyphla; Talpidae
Gene: HIPK2
Product: homeodomain interacting protein kinase 2
Exons: 14
Coding region: 1-3486 (1161 amino acids)
Biological process (GO): smoothened signaling pathway; positive regulation of transcription by RNA polymerase II; intrinsic apoptotic signaling pathway in response to DNA damage by p53 class mediator
Cellular component (GO): PML body; nucleus; cytoplasm
Molecular function (GO): protein serine/threonine kinase activity; SMAD binding; protein tyrosine kinase activity
Source: RefSeq, a predicted model, not a curated record
AUGGCCUCGCAUGUGCAAGUUUUCUCCCCUCACACCCUUCAAUCAAGUGCCUUCUGUAGUGUGAAGAAACUGAAAGUAGAGCCGAGUUCCAACUGGGACAUGACUGGGUACGGCUCGCACAGCAAAGCCUACAGCCAGAGCAAGAACGUCCCGCCGCCUCAGCCAGCCACCACAACCGUCAGCACCUCCUUGCCGCUCCCAAACCCGGGCCUACCUUACGAGCAGACCAUCAUCUUCCCAGGCAGCACUGGGCACGUCGUCGUCACGUCAGCCAGCAGCACCUCCGCCGCCGGGCAGGCCCUGGGCGGACCACACAACCUGAUGCGUCGCAGCACCGUGAGCCUACUGGACACCUACCAAAAAUGCGGACUCAAGCGCAAGAGUGAGGAGAUCGAGAACACGAGCAGCGUGCAGAUCAUCGAAGAGCACCCACCCAUGAUCCAGAACAAUGCCAGCGGGGCCACGGUCGCCACGGCCACCACCUCCGCUGCCACCUCCAAGAACAGCGGCUCCAACAGCGAGGGCGACUACCAGCUGGUCCAGCACGAGGUGCUGUGCUCCAUGACCAACACGUACGAGGUCCUCGAGUUCCUGGGCCGGGGGACGUUCGGGCAGGUGGUCAAGUGCUGGAAGCGGGGCACCAACGAGAUCGUGGCCAUCAAGAUCCUCAAGAACCACCCGUCGUACGCCCGGCAGGGCCAGAUCGAAGUGAGCAUCCUGGCCCGGCUGAGCACGGAGAGCGCCGACGACUACAACUUCGUGCGGGCCUACGAGUGCUUCCAGCACAAGAACCACACGUGCUUGGUGUUUGAGAUGUUGGAGCAGAACCUCUACGACUUCCUGAAGCAGAACAAGUUCAGCCCCCUGCCCCUCAAGUACAUCCGCCCCGUGCUCCAGCAGGUCGCCACGGCCCUGAUGAAACUCAAGAGCCUGGGGCUCAUCCACGCCGACCUCAAGCCAGAGAACAUCAUGCUGGUGGACCCCUCCCGGCAGCCCUACCGCGUCAAGGUCAUCGACUUCGGGUCCGCCAGCCACGUGUCCAAGGCCGUGUGUUCCACCUACUUGCAGUCCCGAUACUACAGGGCCCCUGAGAUCAUCCUGGGUUUACCGUUCUGCGAGGCCAUCGACAUGUGGUCCCUGGGCUGCGUCAUCGCGGAGCUGUUCCUGGGCUGGCCGCUCUACCCCGGGGCGUCAGAAUACGAUCAGAUUCGGUAUAUUUCACAAACACAAGGCUUGCCGGCUGAAUAUUUAUUAAGCGCAGGGACAAAGACAACUAGGUUUUUCAACCGUGACACAGACUCGCCGUAUCCUUUGUGGAGGUUGAAGACCCCGGAUGACCAUGAAGCAGAGACGGGUAUUAAGUCGAAAGAAGCGAGGAAGUACAUUUUCAACUGUCUGGAUGACAUGGCGCAGGUGAACAUGACGACGGACCUGGAGGGCAGCGACAUGCUGGUGGAGAAGGCAGACCGGCGGGAGUUCAUCGACCUGUUGAAGAAGAUGCUGACCAUAGAUGCCGACAAGAGAAUCACCCCGAUCGAGACCCUGAGCCACCCCUUCGUCACCAUGGCGCACCUGCUCGACUUCCCCCACAGCACGCACGUCAAGUCAUGUUUCCAGAACAUGGAGAUCUGCAAGCGCAGGGUGAACAUGUACGACACGGUGAACCAGAGCAAAACCCCCUUCAUCACACACGUGGCCCCCAGCACGUCCACCAACCUGACCAUGACCUUCAACAACCAGCUGAACACUGUCCACAACCAGCCCUCAGCGGCGUCCAUGGCUGCGGUGGCCCAGCGGAGUAUGCCCCUGCAGACGGGGACAGCCCAGAUCUGCACCCGGCCGGACCCCUUCCAGCAAGCUCUCAUCGUGUGUCCCCCUGGCUUCCAAGGACUGCAGGCUUCGCCCUCUAAGCACGCGGGCUACUCCGUGCGCAUGGAAAAUGCGGUUCCCAUCGUCACACAAGCCCCUGGAGCUCAGCCUCUUCAGAUCCAACCAGGACUGCUUGCCCAGCAGGCCUGGCCAAGUGGGACCCAGCAGAUCCUGCUUCCCCCAGCGUGGCAGCAGCUGACAGGAGUGGCCACCCACACAUCAGUGCAGCACGCCACUGUGAUCCCGGAGACCAUGGCAGGCACGCAGCAGCUGGCUGACUGGAGGAACACGCAUGCUCACGGCAGCCAUUACAAUCCCAUCAUGCAGCAGCCUGCGCUGUUGACUGGUCAUGUGACCCUUCCAGCAGCCCAACCCUUGAACGUGGGCGUGGCCCACGUGAUGCGGCAGCAGCCAACCAGCACCACCUCCUCCCGGAAGAGUAAGCAGCACCAGUCUUCUGCGAGAAACGUCUCCACCUGUGAGGUGUCCUCCUCUCAGGCCAUCAGCUCCCCUCAGCGGUCCAAGCGCGUCAAGGAGAACACGCCUCCCCGCUGCGCCCUGGUGCACAGCAGCCCGGCCUGCAGCUCCUCCGUCACGUGCGGGUGGGGUGACGGGGCCUCCAGCACCACCAGGGAGCGCCAGCGGCAGACCAUUGUCAUUCCUGACACCCCCAGCCCCACGGUCAGCGUCAUCACCAUCAGCAGCGACACAGAUGAGGAGGAGGAACAAAAGCACGCCCCCACCAGCACUGUCUCCAAGCAGAGAAAAAACGUCAUCAGCUGUGUCACAGUCCACGACUCUCCCUACUCCGACUCCUCCAGCAACACCAGCCCCUACUCCGUGCAGCACCGUGCCGGGCAUAGCGCCAGCACCUUCGACACCAAGGCCAGCCUGGAGAGCCACUGCACCGGGAACCCCCGGACCAUCAUCGUGCCGCCCUUGAAAACCCAAGCCAGCGAGGUGUUGGUGGAGUGUGACAGCCUGGUGCCAGUCAACAGCGGCCACCACUCGUCCUCCUACAAGUCCAAGUCCUCCAGCAACGUGACCUCCACCAGCGGUCACUCUUCAGGGAGCUCGUCGGGAGCCAUUGCCUACCGGCAGCAGCGGUCAGGCCCCCACUUCCAGCAGCAGCAGCCACUCAAUCUCAGCCAGAUGGCUCAGGCUCCGUACUCCUUCCCACACAACAGCCCCAGCCACGGCACUGUGCACCCCCAUCUGGCUGCCGCGGCCGCCGCCGCCCACCUCCCCACCCAGCCCCACCUCUACACCUACACGGCGCCCGCGGCCCUGGGCUCCACCCCCUCCACGGCCCUGGGCUCCCCCCCCUACACCUACACGGCGCCCGCGGCCCUGGGCUCCACCGGCACCGUGGCCCACCUGGUGGCCUCCCAAGGCUCAGCGCGUCACACCAUGCAGCACACUGCCUACCCGGCCAGCAUCGUCCACCAGGUCCCCGUGAGCAUGGGGCCCCGGGUCCUGCCCUCGCCCACCAUCCACCCGAGUCAGUAUCCAGCCCAGUUUGCCCACCAGACCUACAUCAGCGCCUCUCCAGCCUCCACCGUCUACACUGGAUACCCACUGAGCCCCGCCAAGGUCAACCAGUACCCUUACAUAUAAACACUGGAGGGGGGGAGGGCGAGGGGAGGAGGGGGCGGAGGAGGGACAGGUGGGAGCUGGGCUUUUUAUACUGAAGGCACCGCACACAAACAAUGCAAACGGGGCAGGGGAGGGGGCUGGGGUCGGUGGGGACACAGUGAAACUUGAACUAGGAAGUGAGAGGACUUAGAGCAGAGAAGAGGACAUUUCCAGAAGGAAGGGAUUAAGAAGGAGGGGAAUCUAUGCUUUUUAUUUUGAAAAAGAAAAAAAAAGAAAAUGUCAGUAACAAAAGAAAAAAAAAAAAGAAAAGAAAAGAAAACCACAGCUCACGAACCCAUCUGCACCAAACUGGAAAGGAGAAGUGGAGAGCCACGGGAAGAUUCCGGAAGUGGGGGGCCCCAGUUCGCGAAGAACUUUAUCUAUGAACUUUACAAAGAUUAUUUUCAUAUGGCAGCAAGUAACACUUAAGAAUUUGCUGUCAGGGAUACCUGAUACGGAAAUCCAAUAGAUUUUUAAUGACGGAACAUAAGCAUUAGGGAUUUUUCCAGAACUCUAAAAGGUCAGCAGCCCUCUUGGAGGCUGACAUUGGUGGCUCGGUCUGAGGUUGGCAAAGCCCAAUUCUGGCUCAUUUGUCAGGACUGAUGGGGGACGGCCAGGCCCAAGGACGACCCCCCCCCCAACCCCGGGAGAGGAGACCUCUCUCCCCACCCCGGGAGAGAGCAUUGGUCUCUUUCAGAGCGCUCUGGAUAAAUCCCUAAACAAUGUUAUUCCUCAGAUGUCAUUAACGAUGUGUGUGGCAAACUUUGGUUUUCUUUUUCCUGGAGAUUUCUUUUCUCUUCGAAUCAACCCCUCCCACGUAGGUAGGGCUAGCGGUCGUGCCGACGCCUCUAGAAUGUAGCGCUCUGACCCUCCUUUUCUACUUUUGUUCGACCCCAAUGAUACCAAUAGAAUAUUCCUCAAUGUAAUUGCACAAAAAAAAAGUGAUAGAACACAGGCAUGUAACCAAUGUGGUGGUCCAGGUGCGCGGAGCCAGGCCCGGCGCGCCCUCCCCGCCCGCACCGCCCGGCUCCCGCGGCCUUGGCUUUACAUCAUGUCCCUCCUAGUGCCUUACGAGCGACAGACGCGGGGUGAGGGUUCCCUUCCACGGUACUCCGAGAAGCCGACCGAGGCGAGGCCCAGUCUCGGCUUCUUCUGUGCUGUUGUAACAUUUUACUCUGCUCUUUCCUUAUUUCGUUUUAUUUUAUUACAUUCUAAUACCUGUUGUCUUUCUUGGGCCCUCGGCUAGUCGAAGGGCCGGGGAGCUGGCAGGGCCUAGAAGAGCCCAUCGGCCCGGAGAGAUGUGGGCGCUGGAUGGCGGGCAGGUGAUGGUUUUACUUGGGGGGAAAUGCAAGACAGACCCCCCCCCUCACCCUCACCCCACUCUGCCCCCAGCUGUGCCAUGCGUGGGAGAGAUGGCUGCCUCCUCCAAGACAGAAGGGACAAAGUGGAGGGGCGGGGUGCCCAUCUCAGCGGGGGGCCCCCCCGCCGUGCUGGGCCUUCCCUGACUGCACUGGCUGGCGGCCCCUCUCCUCUGGUUUCCAGGUGGUGUUAGGCUCUCAAAGAUUUGCCCAGUCCCUCUCUCUCUAGUCAGCUGGUCCUUCCCUCACAUGACCCGACCUCCCCAAGACGAGACUUCGGUUUUGGGUUUUCGAGAGGUCUGCUGGGUAGAAGGUGGAGGGAUGCUUUGAGGGUGGCCAGCAGGCCUCACACAGCACUUUGGAAAACACUCCCACAGUUACGUUUCCAAAGAAAUGUGCCCUUUGCCCUCUUUGCACCAUUGAUGUGGUUCUGGAAGCUUCCUCAGGCUUUGAUCACUGCUGCAAGCGUUGGGGGUGGGGGUCUGUUCAUUCACUGCAAAUGACUCCUAAGCGCAUGAAUGUGGGGAGACUCUGUGGGUCAGUUUAGGGUUUUGAAGGGUGGUCCUAACUUGUUGACUCUCCACGCUAAGUCCUUCACUGACUCCCAGAGCCAGGUGUCCAGGUGCAGCGAUGGCUCCGGGGCCUGGCGCCCAUCCUCCGCCCUUCCUACCCUCACUCUGCGUCUCCCUCAGCCAUCUACUGUGAACGGUGUUUUAAGCAACAUCCGACCUAAUUUAGUAACGAAGCCGUUACCUUAGCUCUUAGCUGUGAAAUGUGAAAUCGCUCUGGAAACUUCCCCUCCCCAGCUAUCAGUCGUACUUAAUCUUGCAAAGAAAUAGGUCCCCAAACUAGAACCAGCUUAGUCCAGGCCUUGGCUGGGAAGGAGAACACCAUGACCUGCUCAAGGCCGGGGCACCCUCAGGCAGCCCCCCGGGGUCCCUGCGGCAGCAGGCCAUGCCCUUCUGGGAGCGGGGACUCGCAAGAUGGCAGCAAAUGGCCAGUCCAGAGAGGGUGGGGAGACGAAAGCCUUUGGAGGACGCCUGCCGGAGCCCCCAAAGCCCACCAGCCCCCCCGAACCCCCUCCCACAGGGACUGUGGAAGCCAGAGGGCAGCGACACCCAGCAGAGCCCCUGUCGCCCUUUGCAGUCAUCUUGGCUGCAGACGAGUCUCCGUUUGCCUUACUGGGCAGCACCCUGGACCCGCUCGCAGAGUCCACUUCCAGCCCUUUCUAGAGCUGACCUUUAGGGAAAAAGACAACCGAGCCUUCCAUUUUUAAAGAGAAUUCUUUCGUCUGUUAGGUCAGCGGUCUCGUACUCUUCGACCCGAUGUCUUUCCUUUUCUUCCACAUCAGGAAUGAAAGUUCCAUGCUGCUCAUAAAGAUAAUAUUAUUGUACUAAUUAUUUUGAUUAUUACCAUUGUAAUUAUUAUCAUAUCGUUGUGUUGAUAUUUUAGUUGGGGUUUUAAGUGCACAUUUAUUCCAAGUACCUUUGUGUUUUUCUCUUUAAUAUUUAAACUUAUUUUAUUAUAGCUGUGAGUAUCUGAGUGGACUGAAGGGACAUACAGAUGUCCAGUUUUGUCAAACAGAAAGGAAAAAGGAAAGACUGAGGAAUUAGGAAAGUCGUCUCUGUCAUCCUUGUUCCAACAAGAGCUGUCAGGAAAGCUCCACCAGAGAACAGAAGUUUGAAGACGAUGCAAGGCCUUUCUCCUCGAGCCAGACUGGGCUCGUGGCCACGGGGUCAC